GGGGAGCUAGAAAAACUGAAUCAAUCUACAGAUGAUAUCAAUCGCAGAGAGACGGAGCUGGAGGAUGCGCGCCAGAAGUUCCGCUCUGUGCUGGUGGAGGCCACAGUGAAACUGGAUGAGCUGGUCAAGAAGAUUGGAAAAGCUGUAGAAGACUCUAAACCUUACUGGGAAGCUCGGAGGGUGGCCAGGCAGGCUCAGCUGGAGGCUCAGAGGGCGACUCAGGACUUCCAGAGGGCCACGGAAGUGCUGCGUGCUGCCAAGGAAACCAUUUCCCUUGCGGAGCAGCGGCUGCUGGAGGAUGACAAGCGCCAGUUCGACUCUGCCUGGCAGGAGAUGCUCAACCACGCUACUCAGAGGGUCAUGGAGGCGGAACAGACCAAAACGAGAAGUGAGCUGGUUCACAAGGAGACUGCAGCCAAAUACAAUGCUGCCAUGGGAAGGAUGAAACAACUGGAGAAGAAGCUGAAAAGAGCCAUCAAUAAAUCCAAACCUUAUUUUGAACUGAAGGCGAAGUACUAUGUUCAGCUAGAGCAACUGAAGAAAACAGUGGAUGACCUGCAGGCCAAACUGGCCCUGGCAAAGGGAGAGUACAAGACUGCCUUGAAAAAUCUGGAGAUGAUCUCAGAUGAGAUCCAUGAGAGGAGAAGGUCCACUGCCAUGGGGCCCCGAGGGUGCGGCGUGGGUGCCGAGGGGAGCAACGCCUCCGUGGAGGACCUGGCAGCGAGUAAGCCGGAGCCAGACACCGUCUCCAUGGCUUCAGAAGUGUUUGAGGAUGACAACGGCAGCAGCUUUGUGUCCGAAGAAGAUUCAGAAACUCAGUCAGUGUCCAGCUUCAGCUCUGGUCCUACAAGUCCCUGUGAGGUGCCCACUCAGUUUCCUCCUGCCACACGGCCUGGGAGCCUGGACCUGCCCAGCCCCGUCUCCCUCUCCGAGUUUGGGAUGAUCUUCCCUGUCCUGGGCCCCCGCAGUGAAUGCAGUGGCGCCUCCUCCCCCGAGUGUGAAGCUGAGAGAGGGGAUAGGGCAGAAGGGGCUGAGAACAAGACAAGCGACAGAGGAAACAAGAACAGGAGCAGCACCAGGAGCAGCUCCACGGAGGGGCUGGCUCUGGAUAACCGAAUGAAGCAGCUCUCCCUGCAGUGCAUGAAAAUCAAGGAGGGAAUUUGUGCAGGCAGGAAAGCUGCCCAGAUUGGCUGAGGCCUUCUCGUGCCCCAUCUUGAAUAAUGGGAGUCUAAAUAUUUAUACAUGAACUUCUAAGUGUUUGAAGAACGUUGUGCCAAUAAUAAAUGCCAAAUCUUAAGCGUUUACUCUGAGAAUUUAAAAAUGCACUAAGGAGUUUAAUUGAUGUGGAGGGCUGAAGUUUUUAUUCAGUGAAUCCUUUGUAGGCCGGACGAGUUAUCAAAUGUUUAAGCUGUGCUCAUAUUUCACAGACUUUGUAAAUUGUUUUGUAGCAGCCUGGCUGAAGCAAUAACUAGUAAUGUUCCCGUGUAAAUUCAUGCCAGUCAGGGGUCUGAAAUUCAAGCCAGACUUUUGCAGAGAGUGGUUUGGCUUCGGUUUUGUAGAAUGAAAUGCUCUUUAGAUACAACCAGUCUCUUGAGUACAAGUGGCAUAAUCUUUAAACAUCUGUAUUGGUCUUUAUUAUGCUGAAAUUGUAGAAAUAUUUUGUAUACAGGAAAGCUGUUGCAUGUGGGGGGUCUGAAAGCCUUCACUCUUCCCUUGGUGCUCACAGAAAAUAAAAUGAGUCAUGCCUCUAAAAGCCUAUAAAACAGAUGGAUGACAGGAAGGGGAUGGUAAUGCCCAGCAGUGGGAGGCCCUUUCUAGACACCUUCCUGAGUCUGGCUUGGACUCUGCAGGUGAUUCCAGUGACCAAAAAGAGUUGAUUGGCCCCUUGCCCUUCUGCUUCCCUGAGAAGUGAAGAAUUAUUUUUCAGCACUUUAAGUGUUUUUUGGUUUUGUUUUUUUUCCCCUCAAAAACGGGAGUCAUAGAUGUUUUCAGGAUGAUUAUGAUAAGGGGUUUGCCCUUGAAAUAUGCAUGAAGAAAAGGAAUUGCCAGUGUAGAUUGACAAUGUGUUCUUAAGCUUCUCUGUAGGUUGUACUGUGUGGGGGUUUAUAACUGUCAAAGGGACUUGGGAUUUUAGUAUGCCCUAGACAAAAUGUUCAAUAAAACUAGAAAGGGCACAGGGCAUGUUUUGCCAGCAGCUGUUAGGCAGUAGUAGUGUCUGAUAAUUAUGCUAAUAAGUGGUAGUAAAAAUCCUAGGACUCUUCAGUUUUGGUGACUAAGCAUUUCUGAAAGCACCAUUUUCUCUAAAAUGUCAAUUUAUAUUGUUGAUUUGAUGGGAAUCUUAGUAUUGCCCAAAGUAUUUUCUAUUCUGUUUUUGCAGUCCUGUUGUAUUUCAUCCCUGCCACAGCUUGUGUAUCUAUUCUCAAAGUUAAUGUAAAAUUCUUCACACUACAGUAAACAUUUUUGUUUUCCACA
This is a messenger RNA of Zonotrichia albicollis (white-throated sparrow), 2472 nucleotides long. The record is from RefSeq and is a predicted model, not a curated record. NCBI's taxonomy places the organism in Eukaryota, Metazoa, Chordata, Aves, Passeriformes, Passerellidae.